Pezoporus flaviventris is the source of this 918-nucleotide messenger RNA. Its product is annotated as glyoxylate reductase/hydroxypyruvate reductase-like. The coding region runs from base 61 to 786 and encodes 241 amino acids. The transcript is spliced from 8 exons. Lineage: Eukaryota; Metazoa; Chordata; Aves; Psittaciformes; Psittacidae. Gene Ontology annotation, cellular component: cytosol. The record is from RefSeq and is a predicted model, not a curated record. Gene Ontology annotation, molecular function: hydroxypyruvate reductase (NADH) activity; NAD binding; hydroxypyruvate reductase [NAD(P)H] activity.
GCCGCCCGGGGUCGCUGCGGUGGCAGCGGUGACGGGUUGGGUUGGUUCAGCGUCGUGGCCAUGGCGGUGUUCGUGACGCGGCGGAUCCCGGCCGAGGGGCUGCGCGUACUGUCUCAGGCUGGCGGGUGCCGCGUCCAGCAGUGGGACUCGGAGGAGCCGGUGCCGCGGACCGAGCUGCUGGCGGGAGUGGCGGGGAAGCACGGGGUGCUCUGCCUGCUGUCCGACCGCAUCGACCGCGAGGUGCUGGAGGCAGCUGGUCCUGGCCUGAAAGUCAUCAGCACCAUGUCCGUGGGGUUUGACCACCUCGCCCUGGAGGAAAUCAAGAAGCGUGGGAUCCGUGUGGGGUAUACCCCUGAUGUCCUGACCGAUGCCACCGCAGAGCUGUCUGUAGCUUUACUUCUGUCUGCAUGCCGCCGGCUGCCAGAGGCAGUGGAGCAGGUGAAGAAUGGUGGCUGGACAACAUGGAAGCCCUUGUGGAUGUGUGGUUAUGGUCUGUCUGAUAGUACGGUGGGCAUCAUAGGUCUGGGGAGAAUAGGACAGGCAGUUGCCCGCCGCCUAAAGCCAUUUGGGGUCAAGAAGUUUUUGUACACUGGCAGUGGCCCAAAACCAGAGAGUGAUGUGGAGUUUGAAGCUGAGUUCGUCCCACUCACAAGGCUGGCCGAAGAAUCAGACUUCGUUGUGGUGACAUGUGCUUUGACUCCAGCCACCCAAGGAAUGUGCAACAAGGACUUCUUCACCAGAAUGAACAGCAUGGGGUCUCUGUUUUUGCCAGGGGAUCUGUGGUGAACCAGGAGGAUCUGUACAACGCACUGGCCCAUGGCCAGAUCGCAGCAGCAGGCCUGGACGUCACAACACCGGAGCCACUGCCCACUGAUCACCCCUUGCUCUCCCUCAAGAACUGUGGUGAGUGGCUGGGCC